CGUUCUUCUCCAUUCCAUCUUAACGGCCGUGUCGACGAGCGUAGCCAUAUAGAAGUAAUCGGUCUCUACCCGCAAACAAAUGGCCACCCCGACUACGGGCCAACUUUAUUAUUAGACAGAGACCUUAAGACGUUCGUCCCACGGGGCAAAGUGCGUGUAUGGCCAAGCUCCUUUCUCGUUCGACUCCCGGAUCAGGUGCAGCUCGCCGGGCGGAAGUAGUGGUUUAGUAGUAGAAAGGUCCUUCAAAACUAUGGCCGCAGAAGAAAAAACGCAUGGGCAUCGUCAGGGCAUCACGAUCUUCCGCCUCUCGUAAAUUGCAAAUGGACUCCUGCCAGAAACACGAUCGUUCCUGCUCGACUCUAGAACCCAAGUCUAUCAAGGAUUACGUGGCCACGGACUAUUAUGCUGUGGAGAGGGAUAAACUAUUCCGUUUUGAAUCUGUAGAUGACGUGUUGAAAUCGUUCGAAGAUUGCUCUUCCGGCUGCUACUUUGUGGAUUACGAACGGGAGGGAUAUUAUCAAGAAAUCCGUUCUCCCGUACGCUCCAACCAAAACGUCCUCUACUCUGGAGACUCGUCCUCCCAACACCGUUAUCAUCGCUAUUCAAAAAAGGAAGAUGCUACGAGUAGGAGAAGUUAUUCCAACGAGAGAGGAUGCUCUAAAAAGUAUAACAGGAAGAAACCUUUGACUCAGAUGGAACUGGAUAGGAAGAGAAUGUUGGCUAACAGGCAAGAGAGGAGGAGGAUGUAUAGACUGAAUGCCGCUUUGGAGAAACUUAGACAAGUGAUACCCACUUCGUUUCAACAACAGUCGUCUAAAAAACUAUCCAAAAUUAAAACCCUAAAAUUGGCCAUUAGUUACAUUUCCAUGCUUGCCAAAAUGCUGAAGGACGAAAACUGCGUUAAGGCGAUUUGCAAUUAAUAUCUGUCCAUUCGAAUCAUCCAUCUUCGUCUCACAGAUCCAGACUUGUAAAUUUUAACAGGUACCGUUCCGUGUAAUUUUUUUUUAAAUUGAAAAUUUAUAUUCUUUAAUUAAUAAUCUUAAUUGAUCCACGGGAUGGAGUUAAAAAAUUUUUCUGUAAUUGUUGCGAACAAUACUCACUUCUUAAACCACAAAGUACAAAGGAAUGUAUACGAAUUUAUAGUGCAAAUUAAGGAAUUAAUUGUGUCUUAUCGAGGAAUUUGUAUUAAAAAAUAAAGCUGUGAAGUUCUUCCGCUAAAAUUUAUUCACGUUUUGUAGCUA
Messenger RNA from Centruroides sculpturatus (bark scorpion), 1241 nucleotides. Its product is annotated as oligodendrocyte transcription factor 3-like. The record is from RefSeq and is a predicted model, not a curated record. The transcript has a single exon. Gene Ontology annotation, molecular function: protein dimerization activity. Lineage: Eukaryota; Metazoa; Arthropoda; Arachnida; Scorpiones; Buthidae. Bases 273 to 920 code for a protein of 215 amino acids.